AUGCCUGAGCAGAGCACGUCGGCAAUGCCCCCAACUGAGGCACCUGUGUUUGAAGCAGAACCGCGAAUGUUUAUGUUGGAACCAAGAAAGAGAGCCAUGCUUGAACCAAGCACGACGUCCAUGCCUGAUCUAAGUGAAGCACCUGUGGAUGCAUUCGAACCGAGAAUAAUAAUGUUUGAGCCGCGAAGGAGGGCCAUGCCUGAGCCGACGACACUAAUGCCCGAAUCAACAGAAACACCAUUGCCAAAACCGAGAGUAAUCCUGGUUGAAACUAUGGAAAGGCAUAUACCUGAGCCCACUACGACAAUUACGCCUGAGAUAUCAGAGAUCAAACCAAGAUAUAUCGCGUUUGAGAGAAAAGCAACACCAACUCCAUUGACAACAUCGCCUAUGAAUGAACAGGAGGUAGCUGAUGAACCAUUCGAUCUGUCGACAUUCUGUAAGGACAAACCCGACAGUUUUUACGCUCAUGGUUGCUCAUCUGAGAUGAUAGCCUGUGUUGCUGGAGCACCACAGUCUAUGCUAUGUCCUGCUAAUUUGAUUUUCGACGAACGCAAGCAAAUCUGCGAGUAUCCAGAAAAUGUGCCAUGCUACAGAGGCGAGAAGGAAACGCAAGGCAAGCUUAUCUUUUCAUGUAUGCUGUUUCCGUUAAUGACAAAAACAUUUUAG
Messenger RNA from Cylicostephanus goldi, 669 nucleotides. The record is from the annotation of a GenBank genome assembly. Lineage: Eukaryota; Metazoa; Nematoda; Chromadorea; Rhabditida; Strongylidae.